AUGGCCGCUGCUGUUGCCGGCACUGGCGUUCUCGUACCACUCUACAUCUUUCCGGGACAGUCACCCCAGUGCACUGCCUGGGCUUCCUUACUCAACGUGAUCUCUGCGAACCCUUCGGUCCCAUUCAUCAUCAUCAUUAAUCCGAAUAGCGGCCCAGGAGCGGUUGGCUCGCAGCCCGAUUCCUCCAGCUACCAGGGCUGUGUUCCUCAGCUGAAGAGUCAACCCAAUGUCAGGACCAUAGGCUACGUCUUCACGGAGUACGGGUCUCGCAGCCAGUCGGACGUCGAUGCGGAUGUCUCUACCUAUGCGGGAUGGGACAGUGCCUACCGGCUGGAUGGCAUCUUCUUCGACCAAGUCGAGACGACUAGCGACCUGCUGUCGACGUACACAGCAUUCGUGAACACCGCCAGGCAAAGCUUCGAUGACAGUAACGGUUUUGUCAUUCUAAACCCUGGAACGAAUGUUCAAGAUGACGGCUUCUUCUCAAUCGCCGACCAAAUCGUGACUGCUGAGGAUUUUUACUCCGACUUCAGCCCCUCUCAGCUUUCACUUGGAAGCAGCACCCCAACCGCCAAGCAGGCUGUCAUCCUCCAUGAUGCGCCGUCCAGUCCUCCGAUAAGCCUCAUCGACCAGCUCGUGACAGAUGGCAUUGGGUCGCUCUAUAUUACUGAUGACACUCAGGCAAACGGCGGCAACCCGUACGACAGCCUUCCGAGCGAUUUGUCGAGUUUUGUGGCAACUGUCGGCGCAGACUCAUAA
This is a messenger RNA of Phanerochaete carnosa HHB-10118-sp, 759 nucleotides long. RefSeq lists its product as uncharacterized. The record is from RefSeq and is a predicted model, not a curated record. Bases 1 to 759 code for a protein of 252 amino acids. NCBI's taxonomy places the organism in Eukaryota, Fungi, Basidiomycota, Agaricomycetes, Polyporales, Phanerochaetaceae. The transcript has 4 exons.